AUGCCUUCAGACAGGAUCACCGACAAGAUCGCGGCGUUGCCGGAGGACAGCACAUAUUUCUCUCUCGAGUUCUUUCCUCCAAAGACUCAGCAGGGUUUCGCAAACCUCCACGCCCGUCUGUCUCGUAUGGCACACUCAUUACGGCCACUAUUCGUCAACGUAACAUGGGGCGCUGGUGGCAGUACUUCGACAAAGUCUCUAGCUCUGGCCGAGAUGACGCAGCGCCAAUUGGGCCUCGCUACAUGUCUGCAUUUGACCUGCACAAAUAUGUCGCGCAAGCUCAUCGACGAAACUCUGGAACAAGCAAAAUCAUUGGGUGUUCGGAACAUUCUUGCGUUAAGAGGUGACCCUCCGAGAAGCGACGAAUACCGCUCCAACGAGCUGGAGAACAAUGAGGAGGAUGACAGCAACAGGGAGUUCACAUGGGCAGUCGACCUGGUACGCUACAUUCGCAAGGAGUACGGACACUACUUCUGCAUUGGCGUUGCUGCAUAUCCUGAAGGCCACUCCGAUCAAUCACAUCCCGAGCACCAGCAUGCAACCUACGAUCUGCCAUAUCUGGUCGAGAAGGUCGAGGCUGGCGCCGACUUCCUCAUGACCCAACUUUUCUACGACAUUCACGCAUAUCAAGAUUACGAGAAGCUGUUACGACAGCACGAAAGCGGUGCUUUCGAGACAAUCCCCAUCAUCCCCGGCCUGAUGCCUAUUCAGAGCUAUCAGAUCCUCAAGAGAACCACCAAACUCAGCCACGCCAAUCUUCCCUCCGAAGUCGCAGACAGACUGGACCCAAUCAAGAACGACGAUGAAGCUGUAAAGCGCGCUGGUGUCGACAUCUUGAGUGAGAUGGUCGAGGCUCUCAAGAAAAAUGGCUACCCUGGACCUAAAGGCUUCCAUUUCUACACGCUCAACCUGGAAAAAGCUGUUGCUCACAUUGUAGAACGCUGCAAGCUGAUAGGUGCGGUCAAUGACUUUGUCGCUGUAGAGGAGGAUGAUACACCAGUCGCCAACGGCAAAGGCGACAAGAAAUCAAAGGCUCGUCGCAGAUCUUCCCUCGCCAACUCUGCUCCCCAGAACCGCGUUGUAGUCGACAGAACGAGGUCGGAAUCUUGCGGUAGCGCAACUUUCGAAGUUUUCGACGAUGAGGCCGGUGUGCCAGGAGAGAACCCGCCAUCGCGCGCAGACGCUCUAGCAAUCUCCGAGGGCGAAGGUGCUAUGGGAAGAGAAGCGACGUGGGAUGACUUCCCAAACGGAAGAUGGGGUGAUGCUCGCAGUCCGGCAUAUGGUGAGAUUGACGGAUAUGGUGUCAGUUUGCAUGUCUCAAUCCCCAGUGCCUUGAAGCUGUGGGGCUAUCCUGUCGAUGCGAAGGAUAUCACAACCAUUUUCGAGCGACACGUUCGUGGAGAUCUGGACGCCAUUCCAUGGAGUGAAGAAGGUCUCAACCCCGAGACCGAGACGAUCAGGGAGGAGUUGGCUAGCCUGAUCCAGAAGGGUUGGUGGACUGUCGCCUCUCAGCCUGGAGUGAAUGGCUUCCGCAGCGACCAUGAGAUCUUUGGAUGGGGGCCGCCCGGUGGCUUCGUGUUCCAGAAGCCAUUUGUCGAGUUCUUCUGUUCACACGAAGACUGGACGCGACUACGUACCAAGCUCGACAAGGAUGACCAAGUCACGUAUUUCGCAUGUAAUGGCAAGGGUGAUUUCCAAGCAGCCGAAGAGGAGAGCUUGAAUCCAGUAACAUGGGGCUGCUUCACCGGCAAGGAAAUCGUCACACCCACCAUGAUCGAAGCCGUCUCAUUCCGUGCCUGGGCAGAGGAAGCCUUUGGCAUCUGGACCGAAUGGCGUCACGUAUACCCUCCUCGCUCGCCGUCAGCAAACCUGCUCCGCAAUAUCAGAGACAACUACUGGCUAGUCAACAUCAUCCACCACGACUUUACCGAGUCCAAUGGUCUGUGGAAGAUGCUUCAGGAAGCAUGA
This is a messenger RNA of Aureobasidium subglaciale EXF-2481, 1968 nucleotides long. RefSeq lists its product as uncharacterized. Gene Ontology annotation, cellular component: cytosol. NCBI's taxonomy places the organism in Eukaryota, Fungi, Ascomycota, Dothideomycetes, Dothideales, Saccotheciaceae. The record is from RefSeq and is a predicted model, not a curated record. The transcript is spliced from 4 exons. Gene Ontology annotation, molecular function: FAD binding; methylenetetrahydrofolate reductase [NAD(P)H] activity. Gene Ontology annotation, biological process: tetrahydrofolate interconversion. Bases 1 to 1968 code for a protein of 655 amino acids.